Messenger RNA from Strongylus vulgaris, 442 nucleotides. The record is from the annotation of a GenBank genome assembly. Lineage: Eukaryota; Metazoa; Nematoda; Chromadorea; Rhabditida; Strongylidae.
UAAUAAUAAAAUCCGAAACUAAUGGUGGAAAAGCCCGACAUUGCUUUAGGACGGUUCAUUCUCUUGCAAUCAUGGCAAAAAAGAAUGUGAUGCAAAUCGCUUGCAGUCAUGCGUUAUCGACAUUUUCAAGUCGUCUGGUGCUUUGCCGUUUAUCGUCUGCUUUGAACGAGUCAUUCAUCACAACACCGUCGAACAGGCGAUGCAUGCUUGCUCUGCAUUUAUUCGUAGUCAAUACAGACAAAUCCGGUUGUGCUAUGAUGGAGAGCGAGGCAUACAACUACAACGAAUUGCCGCUCAUAAGACCAUGAGCACAAAGCCGCACCCAAUUCUAGAGGUGCCAUAUCUGCUCAUCAACGAUUAUACACCAUCAGUUGAUAACAAUAAUCUCAAUGUGAUGAUCCUCCCGCAGUUACUCAACAAAUGGUCUAAAUUAUACUCAUAA